Messenger RNA from Chrysochloris asiatica (Cape golden mole), 939 nucleotides. Its product is annotated as olfactory receptor 7C1-like. Bases 1 to 939 code for a protein of 312 amino acids. NCBI's taxonomy places the organism in Eukaryota, Metazoa, Chordata, Mammalia, Afrosoricida, Chrysochloridae. Gene Ontology annotation, molecular function: olfactory receptor activity; G protein-coupled receptor activity. Gene Ontology annotation, biological process: G protein-coupled receptor signaling pathway. The record is from RefSeq and is a predicted model, not a curated record. The transcript has a single exon. Gene Ontology annotation, cellular component: membrane.
AUGAAACUUAGAAACCAAACACGUGUUUCAGAAUUCAUUCUUUUGGGACUCUCAGAAGAGGCAAAUCUGCAGCCCCUACUCUUUGGACUCUUCCUGUCCAUGUACCUAGUUACCUUCAGUGGGAACCUGCUGAUCAUCCUGACUAUCAUCACGGCCUCUCACCUCCACACACCCAUGUACUUCUUCAUCUUCAGUCUCUCUUUUACAGACAUUUGUUUCACCUCCACCACUGUCCCAAAGAUGUUGAUGAACAUUGAGAUGCAGAGCAAAGUUAUUACCUAUGAAGAUUGCAUCACUCAAUUGUAUUUUUUCAUACUUUUUGUUUCAUUAGACCAUUUUCUCUUGACAGUGAUGGCUUAUGACCGAUUUGUGGCCAUAUGUCACCCCCUACACUACACAGUCAUCAUGAACCCAAAGUUCUGUUGUAUCCUAGUUUUCGGUUCCUUAUUACUGAGUUCUCUGGAGUCUCUAUUAAAUAGCUUAAUGAUUUUGCGACUGUCUUUUUGUACAGAAUUGGAAAUCUCCCACUUUUUCUGUGAAUUUAAUCAGGUACUCCAACUUGCUUGUUCUGAUACUUUCCUCAAUGACUUAAUUUUGUAUUUUGUAGCUGGACUUCUGGGUGUUAUUCCGUUCACUGGGAUCCUUUUCUCUUACUGUAAGAUUGUGUCCUCCAUUUUGAGAAUUUCAUCUGCUGAGGGGAAGUCUAAAGCCUUUUCCACUUGUGGGUCUCACCUCUCAGUCAUUUGCUUGUUCUAUGGUACAUCUUUUGGAGUUUAUCUUAGUUCUGCUGCUUCCCCAAAUUCCAAGGCAUCUGCAAUAGCCUCAGUGAUGUACACUGUGGUCACCCCCAUGCUGAACCCCUUUAUCUAUAGUCUUAGAAAUAAGGAAAUAAAGCAGGGUCUAAGAAAACUUUUAACCCGAGAAACAUUUCCUCCAUAA